Messenger RNA from Symbiodinium pilosum, 1269 nucleotides. The record is from the annotation of a GenBank genome assembly. NCBI's taxonomy places the organism in Eukaryota, Dinophyceae, Suessiales, Symbiodiniaceae.
AUGGUGGUACAGAUUAGCAUUCUCGACAGCUCCGAGUUUGAUGGGACGACUUGGUACAGCAUUCGGGUGGUUGAGGACCUCCGAGAGUGGCUUUGCAAGAAGCGGUACAGCCAGUUCCUCGAACUAGAUGCCAUGCUUGCCACUCUUCCUAUCCAACGCCUGCCAUUGCCACCGAAGGGUACCGUUGGUCUCCGGAAGAUGCUGAACCUUGGCAACUUCAAUCAGGAGCGGCUGCAAGGACUCGCGAGAUAUCUCAGCCACCUCGCCAGCCAGAUUCAGAGCCUUUCGCAGGUGCCCGCGCUUGGCCAAUUUCUUUCUCCAGCACCCUUGGGGCAGCCGCUUGCAGUACCCACCCAGGGUGUGGCAGUGGCUUCACCAAUUCAACCUGUGGCAGUCGCCCAACCAAUGCCUGGCACCGCUGCUGUCAUCGUAUCAGCUAACCCUGCCCCAACACUUCAGGCCCAGCAAGCAUUGCAGCAAUCGCACCCAGUGGCUGCGCCAGUGGCUGUGCCAGUGGCAGGUACACCGGUGGUAGGGGUGGCCGUGGCUUCACCAUACCCAGCCACACCUUACGCAGCUACCGCAGCACCUGUGCCUGCGCAGCCAUACCCCCAGCAAGGCUAUCCUGUGCAAGCAAGCCCAGCCCCAACCAGUGGAGGAGGCGGCGGCUUUGGGAUGUUGGGCGCAGGGGCCGCAGGGGCAAUGGCAGGCGUUCUUGCUGGUGUCGCAGGAGCUGCCAUGAUGCAUGGCUCUAGCCAUUCUUCGCAUCAGGACUUUUGUUGCAAGUGCGAGGGACGCGGCUUCCGGCACAACUCGACCAUGAACCAUGAUGAGCGCCCAGACAAGCGCUGCUUCUUCUGCGAGGAUUGCGAUGCCUGCAGGGGCAGAGGCAGCAUGAGGUACGACAGUCCGCCACAUCAUCAUCAUGGGCAUCACCAUCACCACCAUCAUCGCCACGAUGGCUUCAUUGAGUCCUUUGGAAUGACGGGGUUUGGAGCGCGCCAGCAAUGCUUCAAAUGCGAGGGCAAGGGCUUCUUCCAUGACUCAAGGCCAGACGGACGCUGCUUCUUCUGCAAGGAUUGCUCUGGGUGCAAAGGCAAGGGCCACAUAGAGGGCGCGACUCCAUGGUCCAAGCAUGGCCAGAUGUGCUCACAUUGUCAUGGGCACGGCUUCGUCCAUGAGUCGUCUAUGAACCAUGACAAGGCUCGCGAUCAGAAGUGCUUCUUCUGCAAAGACUGCAGGAAGUGUCACGGGAAGGGACACCUGUAG